Pocillopora meandrina is the source of this 339-nucleotide messenger RNA. Lineage: Eukaryota; Metazoa; Cnidaria; Anthozoa; Scleractinia; Pocilloporidae. The record is from the annotation of a GenBank genome assembly.
AUGUACAUGGUUUCAACCAAAGAUCCGGCCAUGGUGAAUCUUUUCAAAGGACGAUUUACCAUUGAUCCUACAUUGGAUACAACUGCCAAACUCCUGACUCGUAAAAUGGAAAUUUUAAAGAAUCCCAAUACAAGUCACAGUUUCAAAAAGCAAGCCAUCAAACAGAUUGAUCCUGAUAUAGAACUCUACGUUAAAAAAAUGAGACAACUACCAGCAUUGUUAUUGGUCAAUGCCGAUCCUACCAAGUUGGUAAAAUCCUCAAAAGACGAAGAAGGAGAUUUGGUGACUCCCAUACAACAGAAAUUGCUCAAAAGAAUUUUGAGUGAAGUCACCCCCAAA